Botrytis deweyae is the source of this 1497-nucleotide messenger RNA. RefSeq lists its product as uncharacterized. NCBI's taxonomy places the organism in Eukaryota, Fungi, Ascomycota, Leotiomycetes, Helotiales, Sclerotiniaceae. The record is from RefSeq and is a predicted model, not a curated record. The transcript is spliced from 5 exons. Bases 1 to 1497 code for a protein of 498 amino acids. Gene Ontology annotation, biological process: transmembrane transport. Gene Ontology annotation, molecular function: transmembrane transporter activity. Gene Ontology annotation, cellular component: membrane.
AUGGGGCCGACAAACGAUAUCACAGCUCGGGUUGAUAGUGUUGAUGAGGACCCCACGGAGAAGAGCAAUUCAGAGCUCAAUAAACGACUUUUAGCAGUUGAAUGGCACGAAGGUGAAGAGAAACAGAUCCUAAGGCGAUUGGAUUUCUAUCUGAUUCCUUUGGUCAUGAUUAUGUUCUUCACUUUGAACUUGGAUAGAGGCAAUAUUUCAAAUGCUCUGACAGAUAAUAUGAUGAAGGAUCUUUCCAUGAAUCAAGAAAUCGUCAAUACAGGAAAUAGUCUUGUCUACGUCGGUAUAUGCAUCGGAGACAUUCCCGCGAAUCUGAUGAUUCAAAAGGUUGGUGCUGAUAUCUGGCUGCCAUGUCAACUUCUCGCCUGGGGUCUCGUAGCUACUUUCCAAGCUUUUAUCAAGAACAAAUCUGGUUUCCUAGCAACACGUUUCUUGCUUGGUCUAUGUGAAUCUGGAUUUAUUCCCGGCACGUUAUGGUAUCUCACCAAAUGGUAUACCAAACGUGAAUUGGGAAAGAGAACUGUUUUGUUCUUCAUUGGUAGCUACACGGCGAAUCUACUCAAUGGUCUCAUUGCAUACGGUUUGUUGCGACUUCGUGGAAGAGCAGGCUUGACAGGAUGGCAAUGGCUUUUUCUUAUUGAUGGACUCGCCACUCUCACCGUAGGAAUCGCAACACUUUUUCUCCUACCCCGUGAUCCCAGCCGCGGAAACUCCAUCAUCAAACUUCCCCUCUCAUCCUUCACCCCUCGCGAAUCCGAAAUUCUCCUAGGACGACUCGUACGCGAUAACCCAUACAAUACCGAUCCUCGGGAUUCCCAUCUCUCUCAAUUCCAAAUCGUGGUUUCCGUUCUUACCGAUUGGAAAGUUUGGGCGCAUUGUUCGAUGGCGUUGCUCGGAUUAGAAUAUUCUCCUCCCAUUGGAACAUAUUCCCCAUCCAUCAUUAAAAGUUUUGGAUUCGGAACUUUCAAUUCGAAUUUGUUGGUUAUGCCGAAUAGUGCUCUUUUGAUUAUCACUACAUUUACGCUAUCGUGGUGGAGUGAUAAAGUGAAUUCAAGAAGUAUACCGAUCAUGUUUGCCGCAGUAUGGUUACUGAUCGGUUUGAUCGUUCUCGAUACACUCCCCCACACAAAAAGCAACUGGACCUUCUACGCCUUCCUCGUCUUCACCGGCGGCUCUCCCUCCUGGCAUCCCCUCAACGUCGCCUGGCUCAACGCAAACCAACCUACCCCUCGACGACGCGCCAUCGCCGUCGCGCUCUACAUGGCGAUGACGAAUCUGAGCGCCGUGCCGGCGAGUCAUAUUUUCCAGGCGAGUGAUAAGCCGUAUUAUCAUAAUGGGUUUAAGGUGCUGUUUAUUAUGGCGGCCAUGGCGAUUAGUGUUAUGGUGGCGAUGAGGUUUGCGUAUCAGUGGUUGAACAGGAGGAUUGAAGAGGGGAAGGGGACGGUAGAGGGGGGAGAGGUGGAUAGAGGGUUUAGGUAUCAGUUGUGA